Messenger RNA from Homo sapiens (human), 2249 nucleotides. It is a transcript of the gene RAET1G, whose product is annotated as retinoic acid early transcript 1G. The transcript has 4 exons. Gene Ontology annotation, cellular component: extracellular region; plasma membrane; endoplasmic reticulum. NCBI's taxonomy places the organism in Eukaryota, Metazoa, Chordata, Mammalia, Primates, Hominidae. The record is from RefSeq and is a predicted model, not a curated record. The coding region runs from base 112 to 1128 and encodes 338 amino acids. Gene Ontology annotation, biological process: signal transduction.
ACUGGAGUUUAGGGCUGCAUUCAGACGGGCUGCAUUCAGACAGCCUGCGAGCCGCCAGGUGAUCCACGGGCUGGGCUUCGCUUCUGCUGUCCCCUGCGAUCCAACUCCCCAAUGGCAGCGGCCGCCAGCCCCGCGUUCCUUCUACGCCUCCCGCUUCUGCUCCUGCUGUCCAGCUGGUGCAGGACCGGGCUGGCCGACCCUCACUCUCUUUGCUAUGACAUCACCGUCAUCCCUAAGUUCAGACCUGGACCACGGUGGUGUGCGGUUCAAGGCCAGGUGGAUGAAAAGACUUUUCUUCACUAUGACUGUGGCAGCAAGACAGUCACACCCGUCAGUCCCCUGGGGAAGAAACUAAAUGUCACAACGGCCUGGAAAGCACAGAACCCAGUACUGAGAGAGGUGGUGGACAUACUUACAGAGCAACUGCUUGACAUUCAGCUGGAGAAUUACAUACCCAAGGAACCCCUCACCCUGCAGGCCAGGAUGUCUUGUGAGCAGAAAGCCGAAGGACACGGCAGUGGAUCUUGGCAGCUCAGUUUCGAUGGACAGAUCUUCCUCCUCUUUGACUCAGAAAACAGAAUGUGGACAACGGUUCAUCCUGGAGCCAGAAAGAUGAAAGAAAAGUGGGAGAAUGACAAGGAUAUGACCAUGUCCUUCCAUUACAUCUCAAUGGGAGACUGCACAGGAUGGCUUGAGGACUUCUUGAUGGGCAUGGACAGCACCCUGGAGCCAAGUGCAGGAGCACCACCCACCAUGUCCUCAGGCACAGCCCAACCCAGGGCCACGGCCACCACCCUCAUCCUUUGCUGCCUCCUCAUCAUGUGUCUCCUCAUAUGCUCCAGGCACAGUCUGACCCAAAGCCAUGGCCACCACCCUCAGUCCCUGCAGCCUCCUCCUCAUCCUCCCCUGCUUCAUCCUACCUGGCUGCUGAGGAGAGUCCUUUGGAGUGACAGGUAUGGGGGCAGAAUUGGGAGUGGAGCAAAGGGCAGGUGGGUGAGGAGGGAGGACAGGGAUGGAGAAUUCCCAGAGUCCCACUCCCUAUGGCUGGGACCUUCUCAUCCUAACAUGAGACAGGUGAAUGAGACCUUGUGUUGCUUGUUGGAAAUGACCUGGGCAGCUCUGCCCUGAGUUCUGAUGGAUUCUCACCAUCAAAGGCCAGAGGGAAAGGCGCAGUGGUGCCAUACCAAGGCUCAGGGUCUGUUGAGCUUGAGAGGGUUUAGCAAGUUCAGGCCUGAUUCAGAGCAGGUUUCUGUUCAGGAAGGGUGUGUGGCCUGCAGGCAGCAGGAAUUCAGACAUGGGCAGUCCUCUUAAUUGGGUUAGGUGCAUCAGGGUAGCUUUACAUGAGGUAUGACAAGGGAAGGGGGAUUCCAUCUCUGAGGCUAAGAGAGAGAUAUGUGUGGGCGGCAAGCCACCCAGGUGCCAAGGCAAGAGACUGAAGGCACAAGCUGUUCCAGUAUAAUAAAGAAAAUACUUAAAAUAAGAAUAGUUGUAUUAGACGUAGAAUACAGACAUGAUUAUCUAUGAAUAUUAUCAAUCAUUAGUCUGUAGUGUUACUCUUUUUUCCAAUGUUAUAAUAAUCUCUGUUCCACAAUUAUAACCCAGGAAAAACCAGGCCAUGCAGAGACAGGAGCUGAAGGGACACGGUGAGAAGUGACCAGAAGACAAGAGUGUGAGCCCUCUGUCAUGCCCAGACAGGGCCAGUAGUGGGCUCCUCAGUCUAGCAGUAGCGCCAGUGCCUGGGAAGGCACUUGUUACUUAGCAGACCGGGAAAAGGAGUUUCCCUUUCCCCGGGGGAGUUAGAGAAGACUCUGCUCCACCACCUCUUGUGGAAGGCCUGACAUCAGUCAAGCCUGCCCGCAGCCAUCCGGAGGCCUAAACGUCUCCCUGUGAUGCUGUGCUUCAGGGUCACGCUCCUGGUCCACUUUCAUGUUCCGCCCUGUACACCUGGCUCCGCCUUCUAGAUAGCGGUAGCAGAAUUAGUGAAAGUAUUGAAGUCCGAGAAAUACAUAGAAGAAACAAUGACGUAAGCUGUCCUCUCUCUCUCCGCCUCAGCUACCAAAUAGCGAAGCGCCCCUUGUCUGGUGGACACGUGACUCGCGUGACUUUACCUAUCAUUGGAGACGACUCACACUCCUUACCCUGCCCUCUUGCCUUGUAUACAAUAAAUAACGGCGCAGCCAGGUAUUCGGAGCCACUACAGGUCUCCAUAUCUUGAUGGUUCCCUGGGCCCAGCUGUCUUUUCUUCCGUC